This is a messenger RNA of Nothobranchius furzeri (turquoise killifish), 4070 nucleotides long. It is a transcript of the gene slco5a1, whose product is annotated as solute carrier organic anion transporter family member 5A1. Gene Ontology annotation, cellular component: plasma membrane. The record is from RefSeq and is a predicted model, not a curated record. Gene Ontology annotation, molecular function: protein binding. Gene Ontology annotation, biological process: sodium-independent organic anion transport; transmembrane transport. Lineage: Eukaryota; Metazoa; Chordata; Actinopteri; Cyprinodontiformes; Nothobranchiidae.
AAUUUCCGACAGCCGUGAAGUGGUCUUUAACGUCCUCCGGCAGCAGGCUGCUCCCCGCACCUCCUAGCCUCAUUCAGUGUGGCCGCAGCGCGGAGAACAACAGGCUACCUCCCUCUUCAGCCCGCCCGGUGGAUGCUGCACAUUUCUGGGACAAAGGAAACUUGAAAAGCUGCAAAGCCUAACAAAGAGCCAUAAGAUCAACAUGUGACAUCACCUUUUUCCGAUUCAUUGCCAAAUGUUAAUUUAUGGGAAAUAAAAGCAAAGUACUCCUGAUAAUUUAGAAUAUUUAAUUUUUUUAAUUGUAGAGACGAGACAAAUGUUAAGAGAUGCCAGGGGUCAAAAGCUUAGCUUUGUGAGAUACUGUCUUAGAUUGAUUGUCUUUGUUGGUUAGAGAAAUGUGGAAUAAACCACAGAAGAGCGAGGUUUUGUCUGCCUCCUCUCAGUCUCCCAGCCCUGCAGUUGCUCCACAUCGUCCUCCUGUCCUCUGGAUUCUGAUGGACUUGUCAACACCGACAACAUCAAGACCAUGACUUCAUCAGACAACUACGAAACUGGCAGCGAUCUGUCAGAGUCUAUGGAGAUCCAGGAGCUUCAGGAUCAGUACAUGGACACAGAUAACUCCUUCAAGUCCAAGAGCUUACCCAUCCUGAUUGGACCAUGCCAGCAGGACGGUAAGACUGCCACCCAAACCUGUGUGGCUGUGGAGAGACACGAAGGAUUACAGGUGAAAACUCCAGACUCCAGCCAGGCAGAGUCCCCGUCCUCCUGGACAGACUUCUCCGUCUCCAGCAUGGUGGGGCUUAGCAGAUCUAUACCAGUAGAAGGUCACAGGCCCUCUAGCUCUAGAGGAGAAAAUCUAGGCUUUUCUUUCACCCGCUUUAUCCACAUCCCAGCGAGGAAGUAUGUGCGAGUCAUCCUGAGCGACUCACGCUGCUUCCUGUUCUGCAUGUGCUACCUGACCUUCAUCCAGUCCCUGAUGGUGUCAGGCUACCUGAGCAGUGUCAUCACCACCAUUGAGAAGCGCUACAGUCUACGCAGCUCCGAGUCUGGCCUGCUGGUGAGCUGCUUCGACAUCGGCAGCUUGCUAGUAGUGGUCUUCAUCUCUUACUUUGGCGGAAGGGGUCAGAGGCCGCGUUGGCUCGCUGUGGGCGGUGUUAUUAUCACCAUCGGGGCGGCAUUGUUUUCCCUGCCGCACUUCAUUUCGCCACCCUACCAGAUCCAAGAGAUCAACUCCUCGACGGGCCACGAAGGCCUCUGUCAGAGCGAGAACAACAGCGGGCGUGAGCUGCUCGAUGCUGCGUCAUGUCCUCGUGACCAAGAGGGCAAUGAGCAUAACCUGUACGUGGCGCUGUUCAUCUGUGCCCAGAUACUGGUGGGCAUGGGGUCGACGCCGAUCUACACCCUGGGGCCCACAUACCUGGAUGACAACGUGAAGAAGGAGAAUGCAUCUCUCUAUUUAGCUAUUAUGUAUGUAAUGGGAGCCCUGGGACCUGCUGCUGGGUACCUGCUGGGAGGCGUCCUCAUCGGCUUCUACGUCGACCCCAAAACCGUCGUAAACAUCGACCAGAAUGACCCUCGCUUUGUUGGCAACUGGUGGAGCGGCUUCCUCCUGUGUGCUGUCGCUAUGCUUCUGGUCAUCUUCCCCAUGUUUGCCUUCCCGAAAAAGCUGCCUCCACGUCACAAGAGGAGGAAGAGGAAGAAAAAGAUGGGCUCACCCGGUGACGAGUCCAGCGAUGACGACGUGAUGAAGGAGAAGUCUGCUGGCAAAGGCCAAAAUGUGUCCUCUAUGGGCUUUGGAAAGGACAUCAAAGACCUCCCCAAGGCUGCACUGAGAAUCCUCAGCAACAUGACCUUCCUGUUCGUCAGCCUGUCCUACACAGCUGAGUGUGCCAUCGUCACGGCCUUUAUCACCUUCAUUCCCAAGUUUAUCGAGUCUCAAUUUGGCAUCCCAGCAUCCAACGCCAGCAUAUACACAGGUCUGAUCAUUGUUCCCAGCGCCGGGGUGGGCAUCGUGCUGGGAGGCUACAUCAUCAAGAAGCUAAAGCUCGGGGCGAGGGAGUCGGCCAAGCUGGCCAUGAUCUGCAGCGGCGUGUCUCUGCUCUGCUUCUCCACGCUCUUCAUCGUGGGCUGUGAGAGCAUCAACCUGGGAGGCAUCAACAUACCUUACACCACGGGGCCCACCCUGACCCUGACACAUAGAAACCUGACCGGUAGUUGCAACGUAAACUGUGGCUGCAGGAUCCAUGAAUACGCUCCGGUCUGCGGCUCUGACGGCAUCACCUACUUUAACCCCUGCCUGGCUGGAUGCAGCGCCGUCGGCAACGACAGCACCGGGGUCAGGAACUACACGGACUGCAGCUGCGUUCAGAGCAGACAGGUCAUCACCCCCUCCUCCGGCGGUCAAGUCAACCAGCUCCAGCUCGUCAUCGUCAAAACGUACCUGAACGAGAACGGCUUCGCCACAUGGGGGAAGUGUGACCGCACCUGCAACACACUCAUCCCUUUCCUCAUCUUCCUCUUCAUCGUUACGCUCAUCACCGCGUGUGCUCAGCCCUCCGCCAUCAUCGUCACACUCAGGUCCGUUGAUGAACAAGAGAGGCCUUUUGCUCUCGGGAUGCAGUUUGUUUUGCUCCGAACUCUCGCCUACAUCCCGACGCCCAUCUACUUCGGAGCCGUGAUCGACACCACCUGCAUGCUCUGGCAGCAGGACUGCGGCGUGCACGGCUCCUGCUGGGAGUACGACGUUACCUCGCUACGCUUCGUCUACUUCGGCCUGGCUGCCAGCCUCAAGUUCGUCGGCUUCGUCUUCAUCUUCCUCACCUGGUACUCCAUCAAGCACAAGGAGGCGCGGGCGGAGGAGCGCUGGCGCCAGCACCUCCCCCCGCUCGGCACAGUCAGCGAGCUAAUUUGCCACACCGGGGGCCGCAAAAGCCACGCCCGCACCCGCUCCUGCCCCGUGUUCAUCUUGCCUCGGCCUGACCCGCCCACCGCGCUGCUGCUCAACCCUGGCCGCAGCAGCUUUAGUUGCCCGGGCAACGCCCGUAAAGCAAUAACUCCCCCCGUCUUGCUGCCGCAUCACCACAGAGGCUCGGCCCAUGUGUGAAGCCCCUCCCCUGGGUCGUUCAUCGUGCCUUCCUGUUUGUGUUUCUGCACAGCGUCUGCUUCACACCAGGCUGAGACACAACGUGCGCCCGCCGUACCUAAAGGGCUUCACGGGAGCGGGAGUUUGGAAAGGCGUCGCUUUACUUGGAGCAUAUCUCCGAGCUGCAGCCGCGCUCCACCUCUCCGUCGAGAUGAUGUGGAACAUCUGAUGGUGCUACUGUAAACGGGAAGGGCAUUAAAGUCUGUACAGACAGAUGAGUCAUCAACAUGGUAUCAAAAGCACAAUGAACAAACCUGCACUAUGCAAAUUCCUGCAUACAGCUCCUUCCUCCUCAGUACUCCCGCUGGAUCCCACGCGUACCUCCUCCUCUGCACAAGCUCACGUUCAUGUCUUGUUUUUUGUCCCAAACAGUGACCGGUUCACACGUAGACGAACGUAGGAUUUUAAAUUCUCUUCACAGUCCUCGUGUUCUUCUUAACAGUGCCUCUCUGGCAGUUUUCUGUCAGUCCAGAACACAACGCUAGCUGUCAGGGUUAACGCUCGCUACAGAAAAGCAUCGACACAGACCCUGAGUUAUAAACUCCGGCCUUUUGCAACGUAGCUCACAGCAGACAUGUGGUACAAUCGGUGUGCAAAGGAUCUGUUAUUUCACUUAUUAUUAUUAUUAUUAAACCAAGUGGAAAACAGGAACUAUUCCUGAUGAUGCGCUGAAUCUACUGUAAAUGCUAAAAUGUGAAAUAAGGUUUAAAAAUGAGGUUUACUGUAUUUAUUUCUUAAGAAACAUCUUCAGGCUAUUAAAUAAAAGAAAAAAAUAUCUUAGCUUAUUAAUUAAAGGACUCAGAUGCGUGUCUAGAUCUAAAACUUUUGCCAGUUUUUGAGUGUUUGGCGCCAUCUGGUGGACAAAGAGUAGAAGGUAAAUGGACUUAAAUUCAGAGGAAAAUUCUAAUUAAACACAUUUUUUAUUUAA